Molecule: messenger RNA, 939 nt
Organism: Paramecium sonneborni
Lineage: Eukaryota; Ciliophora; Oligohymenophorea; Peniculida; Parameciidae
Source: the annotation of a GenBank genome assembly
AUGUUUUCACCUCGUUCGAAUUAGCAAACACCAACCUAAAGAAAGAUAGGAAGAAAAAUGUCAGAAUCAUCACACAAAUCUUCAAGAAAAAUUGAAAUCUAAACAUUGCCUUCUGGUAUCAGAAUAAUUAUUGCUGAAUCAAUACUAACAUAAAAUCAUAUUUCAUCCAUUAGAGACAGUUUAAUAAAAUAUCUAAAAUAUGAAGGUAAUACUUAAGAAUUUAAUCAAUAGAAUCUUAUUAAAAAUUAAGACCUGUUGAUAUUCAAAUUAUGAAUGAAUAUGCUUUGACAUAAGUUUCAUUUGUUAAAGAAUUUAGUGAAAAAAAAGAAUUAAUUGUAAAUAUGCUCCUACAUCUCUUUUUUUACAGAAAUGCAAAAUAUAUCAAACAAUGUUUUCAAGAAAAGAAUUAAGCAGAUGAUAUUAAAGAAUUCUAAAGAUUAUUAAUUUUUCAUAAGAGUGGAUUAAAUUCCUUAGAAGUUAGAACACUCUUAACUUGGCUCAAUGAUUAUAUUGCUCACUAUGAUUUAUUCUAUUUUAAAGCUCUAUCUGAUGAUGGAUUAGAUAUUGUUUAUAAUGUCGUUUUGGAUAUUCCUACUUUUGUACCUCCAUUAUCUUAAGCCAAUUUUAUACCUUAAAAUGUAUUUCAUUUUAAAAUAUUAGAAUAAAUAAUACGCAGAUAUUGAUUCUGAAGAAGAAGAAAAAUAUGCCAAAAGAAGAAACAUGAAGGAAAAAGAAAACUAAGACCUACAAGAUUAACUUUAAGAAAAUUAAGAAGAAACUUUGUAAUAAGAACAUGAAUCAAAGAAACCUAAUGAGUUUGAAGAGUAUAUACAAUAAUAAGUUUUUGGAACUUCUUAAUAAUUAUUUUAAAAGAUUGAAGAGUAGAAUAAAAUUAUUAUUGAUUAAGUUGAAAGAGAAAAUAAUAAGAAAAAAAAAUGA